UGUUCUGCUCGGCGUCAAGCUCGGACUCGGUGGAUCUCGCUGACUCUGCCCUGAGCCCGUCACCGCGUCCCUCCAGCCCUCAUCUUCCUGUACUGACUUGGCCUGGCUCUCUCCUGUCGACGCCCCUCGGUACAGAUCAAGAUGUUCUUUGAGGAACACUUACACCUGGACGAGGAGAUCCGCUACAUCUUGGACGGCAGCGGGUACUUUGACGUGCGGGACCAGGAGGACCGGUGGAUCCGGAUCUCCAUGGAGAAGGGGGACAUGAUCACCCUGCCUGCCGGCAUCUACCACCGCUUCACGCUGGAUGAGAAGAACUACGUGAAGGCCAUGCGGCUGUUCGUGGGAGACCCCGUGUGGACGCCGUACAACCGGCCGUCGGACCACCUCGAGGCCCGGACACAGUACCUGGAGUUCCUGGCGCGGACGGCCUAGCGGCCCCUCGUGACGCAGCACGGAGUCUGUCUCUUUCUCCUGCUUCAGAAUGCAUUUUAAUGGAUGGAGCUAUGGAGCUGGUUGCACGCGCAGUCAGCUGGAAACCUGGGCAGGUGAUUCACUUCUCUGAUUCGGGGUCAGGGGUCAGUGGCCCCCCACCAGCUCCAGCCUUCAGCUCUGACCAGUGCGUUUCAUCUCCCCAAAUACAGCCACUUCCUGCCUGAUUCUCGGGCUCUAAACAGGCGCCGGGUGCGGCCACACCUGCCCUGUGCAGACGUGUGACAGUGGGUGACAGGAUGGGUGGGAGGUCACCCACUUUUCUCCCAAAACACGGGGGGCUGGGGGGGAGCUGGCAUGUUGGGGGCCAUGCGCUCGCUUAAGCCACUUCUUUCUUCAAAAUAAAGCAGCUGCCGUAGCACUCUGCUGGUGGUUUGGAGUCGCCUCGUAUUCUGGUGCCUGUGCGUCCUUCCAGUCGCCCCGUUUGCCUCCGUCGUCUGACGAGUGCGCAUGUGCACAGUUAAUGUCUGUGUUUCUUGCGUCGGCACUGUUCCACGUGCAAUUUCUAGGUUUAACUCGCUACAGUAAAUGUCUUCUACAAUCAAGCCUUUGAAUUUUAACAAGAAUUGGUAUAUCGUUUGUAUUUUUAACCAACAAUUUUAAGAUACAAUUAUAUCUCAUUUGUUAUAAUCAUAGAAAAACCCUGAAUUAGCCUCAGAUUUGAAGGGCAGUUUGCUUUGGGUAUUCUUUUAAACUGGAUUAAAACUCUUCAUGUUGAAAUGG
This is a messenger RNA of Odocoileus virginianus texanus, 1215 nucleotides long. The record is from RefSeq and is a predicted model, not a curated record. NCBI's taxonomy places the organism in Eukaryota, Metazoa, Chordata, Mammalia, Artiodactyla, Cervidae.